Messenger RNA from Trematomus bernacchii (emerald rockcod), 2302 nucleotides. RefSeq names its product heparanase 2 (gene hpse2). The transcript is spliced from 12 exons. NCBI's taxonomy places the organism in Eukaryota, Metazoa, Chordata, Actinopteri, Perciformes, Nototheniidae. The coding region runs from base 1 to 1758 and encodes 585 amino acids. Gene Ontology annotation, cellular component: membrane; extracellular matrix. Gene Ontology annotation, molecular function: hydrolase activity, acting on glycosyl bonds. The record is from RefSeq and is a predicted model, not a curated record.
AUGCCCAAAUCCUCACCGUGCGCAUUCCCAUGGUCCUCCCUGUGGCUGGCAUCUUUGGCUACUUUGGUUGUGCAGUCGGUGCUCUCUUCCUCCUACUCUUCCUCCUCUACAUAUCAGAGAUCUGCAGCCGAUGGGAAGCGACCCGGCUUCAUGGAGAGGACGCUGGUUCUCUUGGAUGUCAACACCCGCAGUCCGAUCAGAGUCCUCAACGACAACUUCCUUUCUUUGCAGCUGGACCCCUCGAUCAUCAAGGACGGGUGGCUGGACUUUCUAAGCUCAAAGCGGCUCGUGACACUCGCGCGCGGCCUGUCGCCUGCCUUUCUGCGUUUCGGGGGGAAGCGGACCGACUUCCUGCAGUUCAACAACCAGAAGAACCUCGCCAAGUUCAGAGGGCCGGGGCCAGACUACUAUCUGAAGAACUACGAAGACGACAUAGUGCGCAGUGACAUCGCAUUGGACAAACAGAAGGGCUGCAAGUUGGCCAACCACCCUGACAUAAUGCUGGAGCUGCAGAGAGAAAAGGCCGCCACCACACAGCUCGUCCUGCUGAAGGAGCAACUGUCCAACAUCUACAGCAACAUUACAAUAACAGCCAGGUCUUUAGACAAACUGUACAACUUUGCCGACUGUGCUGGUCUGCACCUGAUCCUGGGGCUCAACGCGCUGCACAGAAACCCAGACAACUCCUGGAAUACCUCCUCCACCCUGAGUCUCCUAAAGUACGGCGCUGGAAAGAAGUACAACAUAUCCUGGGAGCUUGGAAACGAGCCUAACGCGUACCGCAGCAUGGUGGGUCGAGCGGUCAACAGCACGCAGUUGGCUCAGGACCACACCAAGCUGCGGACCCUGCUGCAGUCUGUGCGCUACUACCACCGAGCUCACCUCUACGGCCCCAACGCAGGUCGACCCCGGAAGAACGCCAUCCUGCUGCUGGACGGGUUCAUGAAGAAUGCCGGCUCUGUUGUAGAUGCAGUUACGUGGCAACAUUAUUAUAUGGACGGCAGAGUGAACAAAGUGGAGGACUUCCUAAAGACCCGUCUGUUGGACACACUGACAGAGCAGAUAAAUAAAGUCACCAAGGUUGUGAACACACACUCUCCUGGUAAGAAGGUGUGGCUGGGUGGGCUCGGGCCGGCGUGGGCAGGAGGCAUCAACAAUCUCUCCGACACAUACGCUGCUGGCUUUCUGUGGGUGAACGCGCUGGGAAUGGCUGCUGUGCAGGGGAUUGAUGUUGUCCUGCGUCACUCGUUCUUUGACUACGGAUACACACACCUUGUGGACCAGAACUUUAACCCUCUACCUGAUUACUGGUUCUCUCUGGUCUACAAGCGUCUGGUUGGUCCGAGGGUUUUAGCCGUGCGGGUGGCUGGACUGCAACGGAAGCCACAACCAGGACGAGUCAUACGGGACAAGCUGCAAAUCUACGCCCACUGUACCAGCUACUACAACCAUAACUAUGUGAGAGGGUCCAUAACGAUCUACAUCAUCAACCUGCAUCGGUCGCGAAAGAAAAUCAAGUUGGCGGGGACAUUACGGAACAACAUUGUCCAUCAGUACCUGCUGCAACCCUACGGCACUGACGGACUCAGAGCCAAAUAUGUCCAGCUGAACGGGGAGAAGCUGCUCAUGGUGGACAAUGAGACAUUUCCCGAGUUAAAGCCUAAGACAUUGAGGGCUGGACGGACAAUAGCCAUGCCUCCCAUGACCAUUGGCUUUUAUGUCAUCAAAAACAUUAACGCAUAUGCCUGCCGAAGAUAACACUGACCCCCUCGUCCGGAGCUUUAGGAGCACUGCUCAAAGUCACAGCUUUGAUCCAAAGCUUCAAAACAAGAUGUGGCUUUUAAAUGUCGUUCCCUUUUCUGCUGAAACACAGGGAGGUCAGAAAAAACUGCUUUUUAGAAUUUGCAUGUCUUGCUCAAGGACACUUCAGUAGAGUGGACACUUGAGUACAGUACAAUCAUGUAGUCUUCAUCAUUAUUCAUGACUAAAGAAAGACUUGCCCAAAACACAUACAAAAGGGCUGCACUGAACUCUUUUCAAUUCUUUUCUCCAGCAGCUCUUUGUUCAAGACUCUAAUGUUUGUGUGACUUUGUAUGAAGUUAUGCAAUAUCACAAAAGUCCACCUUAAUGCAACUUAUUAAGCUAUCAUUUCUCUGCUUGGAUUGUAAAACCUAGAGAUGUUAUCUCUGUCUGCCCAGGGUUUCUUCUGUUUUUCAUAAUUCAUCUUUCACUGACCGAUGAAGAGAAAAGAAUGCAGCGUUUCUGAAGAUUACACAAGUCAAGAACAUACAAAGUGUGAGUG